UUGUGAUCACUGUGUCCUGGGCUAUAGGCCUCUUUUUACGGUUGUCUGCAGCUAAACGGAGAAAUGCCAGUAGACGAAGACGUUUACGACACCUGGGAGCAAUAAUUAACGAUUUGAUGACGAGUCAUCCUACAUACUGUAGACUGGAUUACAAGAUGCCCAUCCUGCGUCUGUGGUUCAAUGUAGAGUCAGAGUUGAAACGGGACUUUCGCCUCAGCAGAAGGGCUAUGGAUAGUGUGCAGAGACUGCUACAAACAGAACAGGACCAUGGCUGGGGUAGUCAGCUAGAAGUCAUUGUCUAUGUCUACUGGCUGGCUCAUGGACUGUCUUAUACCGUUGUCUCCAGAGUUUUCAAUAUACCCAAAUCCACAGUUCACCGCAUUGUCCACAAAGUAGGAAAUAAGAUCUGCACCAAUCUGCACCGUGCCAUCUCUUUCCCCAAGACUGGAGAGCUGCAUGCAGUCGGCCAAGGAUUUGCCCAACUUUCAGGGAGCCCUGCAUUCAGCAAUGUUGUGGGUGCAAUAGACGGAAGCCACAUACGGAUUAAGCUACCAGCACGGCACAGAAUAGACUAUUUGAAUUACAAAGGAUUCUAUUCAAUUAACAUGCAGGCAAUAUGUGAUUCCAGUGGAAAGUUUUUGGACAUCUUAGUUGGCUACCCGGGGUCAGUUCACGACACACGAGUCAUGAAAAACAGCAGGUUUUAUACAGCAAGACGGUACCCUCCACCAGGCUACAUUCUCCUAGGAGAUGGUGGCUAUCCAUGUUUGGACACACCUAUCUGCCUCAUUACACCAUACAAGGAGCCAGUUACUGGACCAAUACAGGGGCGCUUCAAUCAUUACCAUGCCAAGGGCCACAGCAUAAUCGAAAGGGCUUUUGGCGUAAUGAAGAGCAGGUGGAGGUGUACUCUUUUCAAAGCCCUGGAGAUUAAACCAAUCUUUGCACCUCAGGUCAUUGCAUCCUGUGCCUUUCUGCACAACAUCUGUCUGGAGAAUGGGGACCUGCUGGAGCCAGAUGACGAUGUGGUACAGGACCUGCUAGAUCCCCAAGCUCCCCGGGGGCCCCUAGCAGCUAAUGAGACAUCUGGAAAUGCAUCAAGGGACAGACUGGCUGCCCAGCUGUGA
This is a messenger RNA of Neoarius graeffei (lesser salmon catfish), 1127 nucleotides long. Its product is annotated as putative nuclease HARBI1. The coding region runs from base 117 to 1127 and encodes 336 amino acids. NCBI's taxonomy places the organism in Eukaryota, Metazoa, Chordata, Actinopteri, Siluriformes, Ariidae. The transcript has 2 exons. The record is from RefSeq and is a predicted model, not a curated record.